AUGCCGUACCCUCAGUUCCCAGACCUUAUGAAGACAAACAUAGCCAAUCUUCAGUGUGAGCGUGGCCUCUAUGGUGUUAGUGAUGCUACUUUCCGCAUAGCUAACGUAAUAUACGAGGACCUCGAUCAUUUUCUCCUAGUGGUGUUUGUUGUGGUUCCUGCCUCAAUAUCUCAUAGUGUCUCUCCUAGUUCCCCGGCUAUGGACUCUGAGCUGGACGCUACAUCUGGCGAUGCCGCGUGCAGUGAGGCCGAGUACGAGUGGGAAAGAUUGUCAUGGGAGGAACGAGUGAAAGAUUUGACGGGACAGUUAACGAAUGGAAGGACAUGGGAAGAAAUGGAGUCAAUAGUGAGCGAGUUUCGCGAUUAUGAUAACAGAGCUGUCCCAACCAUACUUCAUCACCUGUCGAAGGACAAGUUUGCACAUGGAUUCUACGACCUUCCUGAGUCUACGCGCGACUGCAUCCUUGAUUCUCUCCUUCGAGAUCAUCUGGAAGAGCAAAGCGCAACUGCAGACCACGUUCAGGCCAGUACAAUAGGGAAGGAUAAGCACCCUUAUCCCAUUCUCACUAUUGCCCUCGAAAAUAGCAAUACUGGGUUCCUUAACACCAUCGCGACUCGUUUUCAGCACCAUUUGCCACACCUUCUCAAGAUCUCCCAUAAAGGUGAUGGUCGCAACCCACUACACGAGGCAUUUUCAAUCCUUAUUUGGUGGUGGCAGAAGGAUAUGGGUCGGGUUAAGCGCAGCAGCUACAGGCAGGCAAAGGAGACAGAGUUGGAAAUGCUCACGCUGAUCAUCCAAAAGUGGGUCGAACUGGCCCCAGAUUCGGCCAUCGCGGCAAAAGACGAUCAUGGUAAUACUCCUUUGCAUUAUGCAAUGCAUUAUAACCUAUGCUACUACUUGAACUCGAAAGUCUACCGACCAGUCGUUGUCGCUCUAAUCGACAGGAGCCUCUGUCGCCGGAUGCAGGUCGAGGAUCAACUGAACGGAGUUGGCAAAUCUCCCUACCUAGUUUAUCUCGAGAGUGAAGCCGAUUUCGCUGAGAAGAGACGUACUUCAUCUUUUUGGAUGCCUGAUACAGCGAAAAUAGCUUCUGGGUCGAAGUCAGAUCGGCUGGAACUCGGACUCGAAGGGAAAAGGGCGGAAGAAAAAAGAAAGACGGGUGAAGAUACAAAAAGUAGAAAGACGCAGGAAGUGUUCAAGCCGUCCCAUAUGCCUUCGCAUUCAGAGUUUCCCACAUUCGACAAGGUCACAGUGCCGCCUCAUUCGACACAAAACCCACAGUGUGCCCAGGAUAACAGUAAGGCUACAGGACCGGCGUAUACCCCACAGUUCCCAUCGCCGAUGCCGCGCUCAAGUGCGACCAAAGAGCUGACACCCAAUCAAAUACAGCUAGAUGAAGCUGACGACAAAAUCAGAAGGCAGGCUGCAGAUUCAAUUCGGCAGUGCCUCAGGAUGUGGUAUAUACGAAACAUGUCCGACGCGGAUGCCAAGAAUUUGCUGUAUGACAAUAUCGCAUCAGACAAGAAUUUGUACUUCGAUGCCACACACCUGAGAGGACGGGGGGCAGCGCAGAUCGUCCAAUUAAUUAAAAAACUAACCCGCGCUGGGGGUUUCGAAGACACUCUGUCCUACGUCAGAAUCCCCCAAGUGUCAGAGCCAGACGGGCUCCCAGAGGCUGCUACUAUAUCCAAUACAGCCAACGAGAAAAGAGGGAUCCAUAGUGCAUCUGGCCCCAAGAAGGCCUUGAUGGGACGCAUUUCACUAAUUUCCGUCUUCGAUGAGCUGGCCCUUGCAGGUGUACGGCACAUUGUACGGCUCCAAGUCGAAGACAACGGCGAUGUCAUGGCCCAUUCAGACGCAGCUAUUGAAAGGGCUAUUACUGGAUCGGAUCACCGAGGCGAGUCAACCUCCUUCGGUACUAGAACCGGGGCCUUGAAUAUAGAAACCUGGUAG
Messenger RNA from Aspergillus luchuensis, 1953 nucleotides. RefSeq lists its product as uncharacterized. The transcript has 2 exons. The record is from RefSeq and is a predicted model, not a curated record. Bases 1 to 1953 code for a protein of 650 amino acids. Lineage: Eukaryota; Fungi; Ascomycota; Eurotiomycetes; Eurotiales; Aspergillaceae.